Messenger RNA from Arachis duranensis, 879 nucleotides. Its product is annotated as heat shock protein 90-6, mitochondrial-like. Gene Ontology annotation, biological process: protein folding; protein stabilization; cellular response to heat. Gene Ontology annotation, molecular function: ATP binding; ATP-dependent protein folding chaperone; ATP hydrolysis activity. Bases 1 to 879 code for a protein of 292 amino acids. The record is from RefSeq and is a predicted model, not a curated record. The transcript has 6 exons. Gene Ontology annotation, cellular component: perinuclear region of cytoplasm; plasma membrane; cytosol. NCBI's taxonomy places the organism in Eukaryota, Viridiplantae, Streptophyta, Magnoliopsida, Fabales, Fabaceae.
AUGAUUCAGACCGUGCUUAAGCAUGAGGUCGCUACACAAGCACAAGGCCCUGGCAGCUGGUGGUGGAAAGCAAAUGAAGAGGGUUCCGCGUGGAUGUUCUUUGACCAGCAAGUAAAGCAAGCAAAGAAUUUUCAAGAAGCAGGGAACCACAAGGUGCGGAUUAUGAGGAAACGUUUAGUUCGGAAAGCUUUUGACAUGAUUUUGGGGAUAUGUAUGAGUCAUAACAGGGAGUUAUAUGUCUUGCUUUGUAUGCAGGACUAUGAGAAGUUCUGGGAGAAUUUUGGCAAACAUUUGAAACUGGGUUGUAUUAAAGAUCGUGAGAAUCACAAACGCAUCGCUCCAUUGCUUAGGUUUUUCUCAUCCCAAAGUGAAGAAGAACUGAUCAGCUUAGAUGAAUAUGUUGAGAACAUGAAGCCUGAUCAAAAAGAUAUUUAUUACAUUGCAGCCGAUAGUGUGAAUAGUGCAAAGAACACACCUUUCUUGGAGAGACUUGCAGAGAAGGAUCUUGAAGUACUGUUUCCAGUGGAUCCAAUUAAUGAGGUUGCUAUUCAAAACCUCAAGUCAUAUAAGGAAAAGAAUUUUGUUUAUAUUAGCAAGGAAGACUUGGAUCUAUGUGAUAAGAAUGAAGAAAGGGAAAAGGACAUGAAACAAGAAUUCGGCCAAACUUGUGACUGGAUUAAGAAACAUUUGGGGAUAAAGUUGCAACCUGAUAAUCCAUCGCAGCUUGGAGGGAAGAUAUAUGACAUGAUGGGUAUGGCUCUAACCGGUAAAUGGUUUGCAUAUUCUGGUCAAUCUUAUCCCACAAGAACCCAGCCCCAUGUCCCUGAAAUUGUAGAAGCUGAGUUGGUUGACCCUGCUGAGGCAAGCAGUCAGAAAUGA